This is a messenger RNA of Helianthus annuus (common sunflower), 579 nucleotides long. RefSeq lists its product as uncharacterized. The record is from RefSeq and is a predicted model, not a curated record. Bases 137 to 400 code for a protein of 87 amino acids. The transcript is spliced from 3 exons. Lineage: Eukaryota; Viridiplantae; Streptophyta; Magnoliopsida; Asterales; Asteraceae.
GCAUGGAAACAAGCUUUGCUAAACGAUCUUCUCAUUUGCAUUGUUUUUCUUUUAUAGAAACCAGCAAGCAAAUAAUCAUUUUUUUUUGUUGGGGAAAUAGGUUUUAAUCGUUUAAUUAUUUAUUCUCUCGUUAAAGAUGUCUUGGCAGAGAUGGAUUAAACCCGAGGUUUACCCUUUAAUGGUACCAAUUGCGGGAGUUAUUGGACUAGUUGCAACGCAACUUGUACGUAACAUAUCCACCAAUCCUGAUGUGAGGGUUACUAAAGAAAAUAGAGCCGCGGGGAUCUUGGAGAACCAUAGCGAGGGUGAAAAGUACGCGGAGCAUAGAUUAAGAAAGUUUGUUCGAGGUCGGACCCCUCAGAUCAUGCCAUCAAUCAACGACUAUUUUACUCGGGAGUAAUGUUUUGAAAAUCAAAUAGAUUGAUUGAAGUGGUACCAUAUUGGUUGAAUUUUGCAUCGAUUUUCAUAUCAUGGAUUUAGAUAAACAAAUUUGAAAAGAGAUAUGAUGUAUUUUUUUCAAUCUGUUCAUUAGCAUUUAGGGGUGUGUUUUUUCUUUAUCGAUGGAUAACAUUUUCUUUA